This is a messenger RNA of Lithohypha guttulata, 1341 nucleotides long. RefSeq lists its product as uncharacterized. Lineage: Eukaryota; Fungi; Ascomycota; Eurotiomycetes; Chaetothyriales; Trichomeriaceae. The record is from RefSeq and is a predicted model, not a curated record. The coding region runs from base 1 to 1341 and encodes 446 amino acids. The transcript is spliced from 2 exons.
AUGCAAGGUGCCCAUUAUAUUCAUCCUUAUGCUCGAAGCAGACUAUACGACUUACGGAAGUAUAAGUUGAGCAAUUUCUGGGGUCCAUUCAUGGACGACGGCAGUGGCAGAAUUGAUUGGGAGAAGGUGCAGAAUAUCUACAUCGUGCUUGGUUAUGGGUUGAGGAUGUUGAUUGAGCGUACUGGGAGUGAGAUAGGAGGUAGCGUCACCUGGGGUAUGGGUCUUAAUGGAGGAUCCGACCACGAGAUGUGGCAGGGUUUAGCAUCAGGAUCAUUUCCAAGCAAAACAGAGACAACCAACAAGAAGGACGACGAUGCACAGAGCAGUGCGGCCACAGCUGGCAGCACAAUAGACGGUAGCGAUGAAGGACAUGACGGCGUACCAACUCUAGAAUGGUUCGAGGAGCACUACCAGGACAGAAAGGAGGCUCUGUUCCAGCAUGAGCAAGCAGUGUUUGCAACACAGGACCCAUACGGUGUGAAAGGAGUCUGGAUGCGUAUUGUCAACUUUCUCGACUACCACGAUUUAUUUGCUUUCAAUUUCUCAAACCCCCAAAUACCGGAUCACAGGGAGCGCGAUCCAGUGCAAACAGACGAGGCCUAUAGGUUGAUUUUAUUAAAGCUGUGGGUGACGAGGAUUGAAUGGCCUGACGAAGAAGAAGAUCAAGCGGAGGAAUGGGAAACUGUUGCAGGCAGUGAGCCAUCAAGUCCCGCCGCGACCAGGACCUGCGAAGAUCCCGACCCAAUGACAGAGAACACGAUGAACAGUACCGAAGAGACAGCCGAAUCAGCUUCCACACCAACUGCUACACCCGCUGCACCAAAGCGCAAAUCGAGAUACCCCAUCGUCUACUUCGAAGGCCGCUCACGAUCCCUGCAUGUGCGGUGGGAUCCAAAUGCAAAUUCGCAUAUUAGAGGCCAAGUCCGAGCAUACCCUGCACCUGCAAUUCCAAAGCACGAACUCGAUGUCGACGAUCCUAUCGCCUCGAGCUCGAACCUGAAUCAUAUUUACCUAAACCAAGCCCAACAAAAUCGAACUCCGUCGUACAGCACAGCGGAGAAGAUAUCCAGCGAGACCGUUACGGGAUUGAAGCCGGAAGAUGACCUGGUCAUUCGGUGGACGACGUGGAGUGUCUUUGGUGGAGAGGAACGAUGGCGUAGUGAGGGCGUACAGAUAGGUGGGUUGAAGAGUGCUAGAGGGAUACUGGGAAAUUGGUUCGAUAAGGAUUUUGACAGGCAUGGCCCGUGUGGACCGACUGGGUUCUGGAAAAUGAGUGACGAUGUGCAGAGGUAUGGACAGGGGGCUGGUGUGAGAAGGAUAUGGGGUGAUGAUGAUGAUUGA